This is a messenger RNA of Monodelphis domestica (gray short-tailed opossum), 4358 nucleotides long. It is a transcript of the gene LY86, whose product is annotated as lymphocyte antigen 86. Lineage: Eukaryota; Metazoa; Chordata; Mammalia; Didelphimorphia; Didelphidae. Gene Ontology annotation, biological process: innate immune response; positive regulation of lipopolysaccharide-mediated signaling pathway. The record is from RefSeq and is a predicted model, not a curated record.
ACCUCUGCAGGGAAGGGAAGGAAAGAACAGUUCUCUUUUUGUCUGGUUUGUAGGAGGGUGUUGGAGGGUCUCUGAGACACACACAUACCUAGCCUACCAUCGCCAUCAUGAAGAUUUUUAUGGCUGCUUUCUUUGCUUCGGUACUGUUAUGCCCUGGCUGCAGCAGCAAAUGGACCACACACACUGCUUGCAAGAAUGACAAAUUGGAAUUGCUUUAUCAGAGUUGUGAUCCAUUGCAAGACCUUGGCUUCUCCAUGGACCACUGUAACAAUCCCAUAAGUAAAAAUCUCAAAAUUCGAUUUGGAGUUAUUCUAAGACAUGACAUCCAAGAGCUAUUUCUUGACAUCAAUCUCUUCUCAAUGGGAAAGUCCAUCUUGUCCUAUUCAUACCCAGUAUGUGAAGUAGACUUUCCAAAGUUUUCAUUCUGUGGAAAAAAGAAAGGAGAAAAGAUCUACUAUGCUGGAGACAUCAAUAACCAAGCCUUUCCAAUUGGCAAGGGGGAAUAUCACAUUUUACUGAGACUAUUCAAUGAAAAGAGAUUCACUAUUAUUUGUGCCAACAUCACUGCCAUCAGUUCCUGACCAGCUACCCUCCUCUCAAGCUUGAGAUCAUGACCAAAUGAGGCUGUAAAAAAAGCUCAAGUCCCUGCAAUUAGGCAAGCUAACAGAGAAACCCCAGUAUUAGUGCUGUAAGAAGCAAUUUUCCCCAGAAGCCUCAGGUACUGAUUUAAGCCCCAGGAGCAGAUGUCCCCAGAACCCUCAGGUGUAAUUAAUCCUAUAAAAUUAUCUAUCUGUUUCUAAUGAGCCUAGUAUUAGCAGUUAAGCACUCCCUGGUCCUCAUUUGCUGUUUCCUAAUUGAUCAUCAAAGACCAAAUGCUCAUCCUUUUGGAUUCCUUGGGGAUCUACCCAAGGAGUGAAAUAGAAUGAGGAAAUCUAGCCCACAGUGUUAACCUGUAGUUCAUUCAUGGAAUUUUAGUACCAUAUCAGAUUUGAAAUUUAAUUUGAUCUCCCUAAUGCCUGGUGUUAGAGCAAUGCAACCAGAUCUCAGACUAAACCUGGGGCUCUAUGGCGAUACCUAUCAUCGUUGCAAAUGAAAUCAUACCAGUAGCUCAGCUCCCACAAAAAAUGACGAUGAAUCUGAUAUCAUAGAGGUAACGAGAGCUAAGUCUGAGAUGGCACCACAGCCUGUAGAAUUUGGGAAGCGUGGCAAUAGAGGUCAUGCAGUCCAACUCCAUUUCGGAUGCAGGGAUUUUCCAGCCACCCCAUCCCCCAGGGGAGGAAACUCACUCCCUACCUCAUAGAGAGCCUGUUCCAUUUCAAGACCACUCUAGUUGUUAAUUAGGACAAUCCUAACACUGAGCUCAAAUCUGCUGACCUGUUCUUCCCACCCUUUUUUUCUAAUUCUUUCCUCAGAAGCCAAGCAGAGAGGAGAAACCUCUCAGCAUCCCUGAGCUUCCUCGAAAGUACAAGUUCUCUAAUCCUUAAAUGUUCAAAAGUCCUGUCCUAGUAGGGCAUGCAUCUAUUUACUCACCCUUGCAAACAGUACUCCUAGACCCAGAAACAAAUGAUGCAGUUCCCUUCCUCCCUCUUUCUUGAUGCUGAUUGCUCUCAUUUUUACAAAGGUUUUCUUUACAAGCUUUACAAUUUUACAAUUCUUUACAAAAUUUAAGAAUACUUCAAAAAGACCAAGAUAUAUCCAUGGGCAGUGUACUUUUUAUGAAAGAGGAAACAUCGACAGUGUUAUACUUCUCAUUGGCAAAGAUUAUUAGUAUUAUAAAAUUAACAUUAAGAAAGGAAAAAAAAAGUAUCCUCUUCCAGAAAUGCGACUGAAUAGCAUCCGUGUGUUGGCUCCCAGAGUUGAAAGAAACCCUCUGGGAAUCAAGUCACCCCCAGUGAAGCCUCUGAGACUGAGAGGCAACAGAGCAUGGGUUGAUUCUCUGCUGCUUGGGCCAAUUGUAGCCUGAUGGUUAACACGCAGAUAACAGGUUCUCCACCAGCUCCACACCAUCCAUAUGUGGAACCAUGUGUUUCAGCAAAUAGAGACCUUUUGAAUGCUGAGGAUAAGUUCACUUACCUUGGCAGUAUCCUUUCUAGGGGCAUCCACAUAGAUAAUGAAUUCGAUGUACAAAUUGCCAGAGCCAGCUCAGUGUUUGGGUGAUUCUGAAGGAAAGUUUAGGAGAAAAGAGGUAUUGGGCUAAAGGUCUGCAGAACCGUUGUCCUGGCCUCAUUAAACCUGAACAGUCUACCCAUGCCAUGCCAGAAAAUUGUACCACUUCCAUUUCAAUUGUCUCUGGAAGAUUCUGAAGAUCACCUGGCAAGAUAAGGUACCAGACACUGAGGUCCUUUCUCAAGCUCUCACCUGUCAAGAAUUCAGACUCUACUAGAGAGUGCAGUAGACUUGUUGCCAGGUUGUUUAAAUACCAGACAUGUGUUUGCUUAUAAGACUAUUUUACAGAGAAUUCACACUGAGCAAGACUUAAUGGAGAUCAGAAGAAGUGAUACAAAGAUACCCUCCAGGUCCCUUCGAAGAACUUUGGUAACAACUGUAAGACACAGGAGACACUGGCACAGAGCUGUCCUUUAGGGUGUGCCCACCUGAAAGAAGGCACUGUUCUCUGGGAGCAAAGCAGAACUGCAGUAGCUCAAAAGAAACAUGAGCGAGACCCAGCUCAAAUGUUCAUAUGGGUUAUUUGUGCCCAACCUAUGGGAGACAGAGACUUCUGAGUUCACAUUGGUCUCAUCAGCCACAGUAGACCACAACACAGCAAUGUCAUUUUGGUCUUCUUUAAGUAUGAAAGACAACCAACCAAUCUUCUUUCUUUCUUUCUUUCUUUCUUUCUUUCUUUCUUUCUUUCUUUCUUUCUUUCUUUCUUUCUUUUUUCUCUUUCUUUCUUUCUUCCUUUCUUUUUUCUUUCUUUACUUCUCUUUCUUUUUUCUUUCUUUUUCUCUUCCCUUUUCUUUCUUUACUUUUUUCUUUCCUUCUCUUUCUUUCUUUCUUUCUUUCUUUCUUAGUAGAUCCAUCCUCAAGGUUCUUGGGAAAUAUCAAAAUCUCCCUAUUAAGCUGUAAUUUUUUUCUGUGUUAGUGCACAGGCAAAGGAACACAUACACACACACACAGAGGCCAAUGUGUAGGGGCGAAUGUUAAAAAAUAUGAUCCCUUCCUUCUCUUCAUAAUUUACAUUUACCACAUGUUUUCUCCUUCAUUCGUCAAUGGAAUUUUGAAAAUAAGAACCUCCCUACAGCAAAUUUUUCACCCCACAAGCUCCCACUCCUCAAAACCCUAAAAGAAAGAAGAGAUAGAGGAUUUUUUGUCUUUUUUUUUCUUUUAAUUUUCUCCAUCCUGAUAGUUUUUAAAUUUGAUUAAAUUGCCUUAAGCCUUGGAUAUAUGGGAAUUGUAAAAAAUAGACUCGAAUAUAGGACUACAAUCCCCAUGAGACUUUGCUCCACUUCUCCAGAAUGCCUUGUAAUCUCACCUGGGCCGAGAUCGAGAAGAUAUUUAAGGAAAGGCUUUUGAAGGGCUCAGCCCUUUUUUGGACUUCCGUUUUUGGAGCAGAGAGGUCUCUUCCAUGAUGUGAGGUUAUUUUGUCUAGGCCUCUGGCCUAGGCACAUGUUUCUUACUUGUAUAUUCUUAAUCUUUAACCUUUAAUAAACCUCUAAAAAAUAUAAUACUCCUUGCAGAGAGAAACUAAUUUCUACCUGCCUCAGUCUCCCCCUCUCCCCUAAAUUUUAAUCUUUACAGUUGGCGAGCCAGCCUGCUCCAAGUGGUGGAAAUAAAGAAAGAGAAGCCUUGUAUCUUCUCUCUCCUAUUGUACCAAGUCACUCUGUCUUUAAACUAACUUUGACUUCAGUAUAUGAUAGACAAAUUCAUACUCCCCCUUCUAUGUUUACAUCUUGCUCAUUUCUAAUUCCCAUGCUAUGUUAGUCAUAGAAUCAUAGACUUGGAAUUUGAUGGGACCUUAGAGACCACCAAAUCCAAUUCCCUCUUUUUUCCAAAGAAGGGCCUUGAGACCAAGAGAGGUUAAAUGACUUGUCCAGAAUCAUACAGCUAGUUAAAUAUCUAAGGAUCUAAACUCAGGAUGGCCUGACUCCAAAGCCAACUAUCUACUGCAACACCUUAGCACAACAAAAUUGCCUUGCCUUGAUUCUCCCUGAAACAAGAUUAGUAAACCUCUGGCUAGCCUUCAAAACCUAGACUGGUUUCCCUCUAUUCUUCCUGUUUCCUACAUGAUAUUUAUUGGUAGGAGAUUGUUUGUAUUGAGAGUUCACUUGGCUGAAAGAGGAAAGCUGUGAAUGAGCUAAUCUCUCCCUGCUGUGUCUUGUAAUAACAAUAAAGCUUCUCCACAUGAUCUAUACCCUAAA